This is a messenger RNA of Fusarium subglutinans, 1542 nucleotides long. RefSeq lists its product as uncharacterized. NCBI's taxonomy places the organism in Eukaryota, Fungi, Ascomycota, Sordariomycetes, Hypocreales, Nectriaceae. The record is from RefSeq and is a predicted model, not a curated record. The transcript has a single exon. Bases 1 to 1542 code for a protein of 513 amino acids.
AUGACUUCGACUCGGAAUUACAAUUGGCAUCAAGUCAAACCCGGUGUUUGGCAACGCCAUAUCGAUGAAAUCGAACAAUUCUACUCGACGAUGGUUGUUCUCUACGAGGGAAGCGGUCGCAUGUUCUUUGGAAUGACAGGGCACGUUUCACUCUCCAUCAAGAACACCAGAGGCUUGUCGCAGAGUGAUGCUGAGCUUGAAGUUGACAAAGCCUUGAGAAAAGCAUGGCUUGCACUUCGUCACGCUCACCCUACACUUGCAUCCCAAGUUACUCAGAACGCCGAGUCAGGAGAUUGGGUCAAGACUUAUAGAGAGCUUCAGAGCGGAGCAGAUAAGGACGCUUGGCUGGAGAGGACUCUUGUCCAUAUCUCCAGUGGACAGACUGGGGAUCAAUGGGCCAACUCAGACCCUCCUGCUCCAAAACUCCCAACCAUGUUUGUCUUGCAACUUCCAGCCGAGUGCGGCGAAGAUGGGCCCGUGACGAUCCGCCGAGACCUUGUCUUCCGCUCUCCUCACGACAUCAUUGACGGCAUCGGAACUCUCAUGAUGCUCAACAACUUCAUAUCCCUCGCCUCAGAAGCUUACGACAAGGGCAAUGACUAUGAACUCCCAGCCCUCGAUGGCAGCGAGACUUCACACCUGAGUCCGUCCUAUCGAGUAGCCGCUCAAAUCCCUGAAACUCCCGAUCAGACUCAGCUGGAUAGACUUAGGAAGAUGGCAGCUCAAAAAGCCGCUGCCGCUUCUAAUCCCAGCGUGGAGAUUCUUGCGCUUCCUUAUCGACAGGGCGAUCUACUUCCGGGCCGUCAUCAGCGCUUGGCACUCACUCUAACCAGAGACGAAACGCAACAGCUGUUGGCGGCGUGUAAGAUGGUUGGAGCUACGCCGACACACGUCUUCCAUGCUGCAGCUGCUAUGGUAGUGCGAGACCUACAGAAUAAACCAACUCAGACCAAGCGAGUUCGAUACAUCAACUACAUCCUACGCAACGAGCGCUCAAGUUGCAAGGCACCAUAUAACACAGCUCAACAUCCAGCGUCUGUCUAUCAUUCCGUCUCUGGCCAAAGCCUCGUUGUCGACAUGGAUCUCCACCCAUCUUCCACAAACCCAGACUUACAAACUCGCAAGAAAGAAUUCCUUUCCAUUCUUGAAUCCGUCAAAGACUUCUAUCUCACCGUCAAACAAGACGGGGAAUUCUACGUCCUCGCCCCAACCAUGUUCUCCCAAGCUACACCGCUGCUACCCUCUGGUCCUCGUCCGCUGCCAGUGCCAGAGCCGAAUGCUCACCCGUCUGUAUCGAUCUCGAGUAUGGGGCGUACCGAUGCUAUCGUAGCGCCGGAGACGGGGGCGUUCGAGGCGAGAGAUCCGUGGGUGACGGGUGAAGAGCUCGGCAACGGGCUGGGUUUGUUUCUUGGUACGUUUCGGGGAGAGCUGUGCUUGAGUGCUGCGUAUAAUGAGGCUUGGCAUACGGCUGUGGAUGUGAAAGGAUAUCUAGAGCGUUGUAAGGAUGUUGUGUUUUCCGGUCUUGGGAUCGAUAAGCCGUGA